CUCCCUCCCCUUUCUCCUCCCCCUGCCCCCGAGGAAAGAAAGAAAGAAGAACAGAGUCCACACGGCAGAGGCCAGCGGCGGAGAAGCGGGAUGCCGAUCCUGUACGCGGUGGUAGCGCGGGGCGCGACGGUGCUGGCGGAGCACAGCGCGGCGGCGACCAACGCGGGCGCCGUCGCGCGCCAGGUCCUCGAGCGCCUCCCCGGCGGCGGCGCCGACAGCCACGUCUCCUACACCCAGGACCGCUACGUCUUCCACGCCAAGCGCACCGACGGCAUCACCGCCCUCUGCAUGGCCGACGACGCCGCCGGACGGCGUAUCCCAUUUGCUUUCCUCGAGGAUAUCCAUGGAAAGUUUGUUAAGACAUAUGGCCGUGCUGCACUGACAGCUCUUGCUUAUGCAAUGAACGACGAAUUCUCAAGGGUUCUCAGUCAGCAAAUGGACUACUAUUCAAAUGACCCUAGUGCAGAUCAAAUCAACCGAAUGAGGGGCGAAAUCAGUCAGGUUAGGAGUGUUAUGAUUGAUAAUAUUGAUAAAGUCCUUGAAAGAGGUGACCGUUUAGACCUAUUGGUGGACAAGACUACAACUAUGCAAGGAAAUACGGUUCGAUUCAAAAGACAAGCUCGCCGCUACAGAAGCACAACUUGGUGGAGAAAUGUCAAACUCACGGCCGCGUUGAUACUCCUCCUGCUUGUAAUAGUAUACAUCGCCCUCUUCUUCGUGUGCCACGGCUUCACCUUGCCGACUUGCAUCAGGUGAGGGGGGCCAGGGGCAUAUAAAUUCGCCUCGUGGUGUGCUUGUGUCCAUGGCUUGCCUGUCUCCCAGCCCAGGAGAGCGACCGUUGCAGCACCAGUGCAACCAGUCGCAUUGCAAAAUUAUUUUUUGUGUGUAGAGAGGAAGGGGAGGGACCUGAGCCUGCUAUUUAUUCUGUAAUUGUGACGCCUUGGAUUGUGAAGACUCCUUUUGGAACGUAAUCGAGUGCCUUGCUCAUUCAA
This is a messenger RNA of Aegilops tauschii subsp. strangulata, 992 nucleotides long. Its product is annotated as vesicle-associated membrane protein 711. The record is from RefSeq and is a predicted model, not a curated record. NCBI's taxonomy places the organism in Eukaryota, Viridiplantae, Streptophyta, Magnoliopsida, Poales, Poaceae. Gene Ontology annotation, biological process: vesicle-mediated transport. Gene Ontology annotation, cellular component: membrane.